AUUUUUUUUUUUUUUUUUAAAUCUUCUCCAAGGGAAGGCACUCUCCCGCUUUAACGGUAACUUCACACACACAUGAGGAACGUAGAUGCAACGCAAAUUUCACGGAUUGCAAAUCUUAUUUCGGAAAAGAUCAAGUUCUUACUCAGCCAAGAAACAUGCCAUCAACAUAUAGAUUUUCCGAGGUUCCAGUGGUGGACGUCAAUUCCAGCAACAUUAAGGAAAUUUGGCCAUCCCUCGUUCUUGCAAUAAAAACUGCCACAUACGUUGCUCUAGAUACGGAACUUAGCGGACUUGGAAACAGGAAACGUUUGUGUGCUAAGUCUUUGCCAGAUCGGUACACCAAUGUUCGAGAAAUUGCCCAGACAAGGUCCAUUCUUUCUCUUGGCCUUUCUUGCUUCAAACUGUGUAAUGUUUCAUCCAGUGCCUCUUUGACAACAACAGACAUCUCCACAGAGCCUUCACCAGUCGAUAAUAGUUAUGACAUUGCUACUAAUGGCAUGGUGAAAAUCAAGCAAUGGACUUACAGUGUACAGACAUUUAAUGUGGUAUUGCUGUGCUCAGAAGAUUAUAUGGUGGAACCUGCAGCUCUUAAAUUUCUCAUAGAGCAUGGAUUUGACUUCAAUAAGCAGUAUUCCAGUGGUGUUUCCUAUUACCGUGGAAAAGAGAAGGGGGAAAAAGAAAGCAAUGCGGCUGCCAGCACAGCAGGCCCUACUGCUCGAAAGCUUUUUGAAGUUCUUCUUUGGAGUGAGGUACCAAUAGUGUUUCACAAUGGUUUUGUGGAUUUGGUGUUUCUGUAUCAGAAUCUGUACACCGAUCUUCCAGCUUCUUUACAGAUAUUUCUGGCAGACCUGUCUGAGAUGUUUCCUGGAGGGAUAUUGGACACUAAAUACAUUGUGGAGUUUGUGGACAGGUUACCUGCUACAUACCUAGAGUAUGUCUUCCGAAAAUGGCAAAGGAUAAAUGCUCUGCAGUCUGGCAUUGAGCACAGAAGAGUCUGCCUGGAAUUUAGCAAGCAUUCUUCUUACCAUGCGAGUGUUACGUACAGCCACUGUGACCUGCCUGCUACUGCUGUGGAGAUGGAUUAUAUACCAAAUGCUAAAAUUUUGCAAGAGCUUGUUUGCCAGAAUUUUGCAGGACAUGGAUGGUGUUCCAAAGGAAAGAAAUGCCCAAAGUCUCACGCAAUAGAUCUUAUCCUAGACCUUGAUGGCAUCAAGACAGCCAAAAAUCGGCAGCGUCGAAGAAAAUUAGCAGCCCUCAAAGAGCAGAGUGGAGAUAGAACAUCUAAUGGAAUGGACUGCAAAAAAUUUGUGGACGAAGAAAUAGCAACAUUACACAACAGUGAAGAAAUCUUAAAAUCUGACAGUUAUACAAAACUUGUGAAUUGCAGUCUAUCCAUGUCUGAUGAUGUGAUGGAAGAUGGCAACUCUGAUGAAGUCAAAAUAAGUAACAGGUCACAAUACAAUGAUAAUAUAGAUUCUAUCAUGAAUGCAUACCUUGAAACAUCUUUUAAGCUUGACGAGAGUCGAAGCGGUUGCCACAGGGCAGGUUUUGAUGCAUUUAUGACAGGGUUUGUUAUGGCAUGUUUGUUGAACAAACACACAUCUGUUCAAGAGGCACAAGAUUUUAGUUUUGGUGCUGGUCUGAAGCUGAAUGAUUUAGAUGGAGUUGAGAAAUUGAGAAACAAAGUUUAUGCUACAGGAAAAGAUCAGCCACUCCUUGUGUCAAAGAGUGCAUUUACAUCAGCAUCAAAAAACCACAAAGAAAGACUCCUUCAAGUGCGAGGGUCUUGUUAAAGAAGACGUGUGAUCAGUUUCGAAUAUUCGUCAUUCAGUGACUAUUGUUAUCUAUCAAUUCUGUCAACAGAUAUUCAGAGAAAGCAAAUACAAAAAGCAUCUCGCCUGUACCUCCUGCAUGAAGCAGGAGAAUUUCAUAGACCAUUGUUAGUCGAUUUUUAUUUAGUGGUUAGAUUGUGCACUACUUUAGCUAAGAAUUUUAACUACAGCCAGCAGUGAUAGCAUUCUUUCACAGUGAGGGUCUUCUAAUAGCUACACAAUGUUAGCUUCAUUGACAUGAAUAAGGAACAACUGAAAUCAAAGAGUCUGACAAAGUUUCUGCUCUUACCAAAGUAAUAAUUUUAGAUGAUGGGUUAGCAGAAUGUGUUGGCCUGCUUAAUGCAUGAGAGUCCAAGAUGGCGUGAUUUGAAGGAAUAAAACUCAAUUCAUUUGAUCGAUAGAUGUUCAGUAGCUUGCUUACAUAUGAACAACAUAUUAAAAAUGCACAAUUAGCAUUAAUUUAAUAAUUGCAACUAGUUUAAUAUUCUCUUAAUGCUAGGAAAAUUGUUAACCGUAAUUGUGUGUGAAGCGGCAGGACUGGUCGUAAAACAGGUGAGGAAACUAUGGUCCAUAGACAUCUUUAGACUGGCCUGUCUUUUAUUAUCACUAGGUUUGUUAUGUAGUCAAGCGAUGCAAGUUUUGGGUAUUUAACCAGCCCACCAUAGCUUAGAAUUUAGAGACUGAUCCACAAGAAGAAAACUGCCCACCACCCUUGUAAAAGAUGUAAUAAAAGUACUUUUUCUUUA
Pomacea canaliculata is the source of this 2578-nucleotide messenger RNA. Its product is annotated as target of EGR1 protein 1-like. NCBI's taxonomy places the organism in Eukaryota, Metazoa, Mollusca, Gastropoda, Architaenioglossa, Ampullariidae. Bases 156 to 1793 code for a protein of 545 amino acids. Gene Ontology annotation, cellular component: Cajal body; cytoplasm. The record is from RefSeq and is a predicted model, not a curated record. The transcript is spliced from 7 exons. Gene Ontology annotation, molecular function: 3'-5'-RNA exonuclease activity; metal ion binding; snRNA binding. Gene Ontology annotation, biological process: snRNA 3'-end processing.